Molecule: messenger RNA, 1011 nt
Organism: Salpingoeca rosetta
Lineage: Eukaryota; Choanoflagellata; Craspedida; Salpingoecidae
Product: sideroflexin 5
Exons: 9
Coding region: 1-1011 (336 amino acids)
Biological process (GO): monoatomic ion transport; mitochondrial transmembrane transport
Cellular component (GO): mitochondrial inner membrane
Molecular function (GO): monoatomic ion transmembrane transporter activity
Source: RefSeq, a predicted model, not a curated record
AUGAGCCUUGACAAAGAGUCCAUGCCGCCGUUCUCGCUGGCGGCGCCGUCGCGCUUCGACCUCAGCACUUACCUUGGCCGGGUCAAGCACUUUUACAACACCACCGACCCUUCCACCCUCCUCUACUCAAAGUCCAAGAUUAUGGAGGCCAAGGCGCUGAUGGAGUCAUUCAAGCACGGGACUGUCGAUCCCAGCGUGACCAACACGCAGCUGUGGAAGGCCCGCAAGCUGUGCGACUCUGCGCUGCACCCAGACACGGGCGAGCUCAUCUUCCCGCUCUUCCGCUUCUCCGCGUUUGCGCCCGCCAACAUCCCCAUCGCAGCCAUGCUCCUCUACCCGACAGCCAACCCGUACUUCAUCAUCACCGCCCAGUUUAUCAACCAGACCUACAACGUCUGCGUCAACUAUGCCAACCGCAACGCCUCCAGCAACAUGUCCACAUCCACCCUCCUCACCGCGUAUGGUGCCGCCGUCACGUCGUCCUGCGGUCUCGCCCUCGGGUUCGGAAAGAUCAGCCGCAUGCUUGCCGCGCGGGCUGGCGGGUCGCCCUCACCGCUCAUGGUCGCCGCACAGCGCGCCGUCGUCCCGUACCUCGCAGUCGUCGGUGCUGGUAUUGUGAACUUGCUCUGCAUUCGCCAGACGGAAUUCAGCGAAGGCGUCACCGUCUACUCCGAGGGUGGUGAGGAUCUCGGCAAGUCGGUCGUUGCCGGUCGCGAUGCCCUCAAGAAAUGCUCCAUCGUCCGCGCCCUGUGGUGCAUCCCCAUUUGCUGCCCGCCGCUGAUCAUGUCUCUCGUCGACAAGGUGAAGGUCAUCCGUCAGAAUCCGCGUCUUCGUUUCAUCGCUGAGCUCGUCGUCAUCGGCGCUUCGGUUGGGUUUGGCGUGCCGCCGGCGCUGGCUGCAUACCCGCAGCGGGACAGCCUGCCCGUGACGGCAAUUGAGUCACGAUUCCACAACCUGAUUGACGAGAGCGGGAAGCCAAUCGACCGUGUCUACUUCAACAAGGGCCUCUGA